AUGGUACCUCCAAAAGCGCUCUCUUCAUCCUUGGGCGUCUGGGCAUCCGCAGGUUCUACGGCAGUGCCGGCAGAGCAACAGACAUGCCAGCCCGGAUUUGGAAGCGGAGCUGCUAAGGAUGGCGUAAGAAGUUACUUCCAGGUUCUCGAAGAACCGGGAAGUCUUCUACGUUCCGGAGAGCCGCUUGUGUCCCGCCUCCGGGCUGGUUGCUGCUGCCAUCAUUGGCACCCAGCAACCCUUCACAGGCCUACUGCAAAAAGUGCAGCAGUCUGUGUCAGAUUCUGGACAGUCUGGCAGGUUGGCAGUGCGUCAGAAUCUGCUGCGCUUCGGCUGCUGCGGGCUAACAGGCCAGCUAAGGCCACAAUUGUUUCCAUGGACUGA
Xylona heveae TC161 is the source of this 381-nucleotide messenger RNA. RefSeq lists its product as hypothetical. The record is from RefSeq and is a predicted model, not a curated record. Bases 1 to 381 code for a protein of 126 amino acids. The transcript has a single exon. NCBI's taxonomy places the organism in Eukaryota, Fungi, Ascomycota, Xylonomycetes, Xylonales, Xylonaceae.